Messenger RNA from Larimichthys crocea (large yellow croaker), 2355 nucleotides. RefSeq names its product homeodomain-interacting protein kinase 1-like. Gene Ontology annotation, cellular component: nucleus; PML body; cytoplasm. Gene Ontology annotation, molecular function: ATP binding; protein tyrosine kinase activity; SMAD binding. The transcript has 9 exons. Gene Ontology annotation, biological process: peptidyl-threonine phosphorylation; peptidyl-serine phosphorylation; smoothened signaling pathway. NCBI's taxonomy places the organism in Eukaryota, Metazoa, Chordata, Actinopteri, Sciaenidae. Bases 135 to 1757 code for a protein of 540 amino acids. The record is from RefSeq and is a predicted model, not a curated record.
UUCUUUUGAUCUUGGACAGCAUACUCAUUUCUGUCUGAACUUGUUCUCAGUUGAUUGAUUGACAACAAUUUGAGGAAUAAAUUCAAGAAAUCCCGGAGAUCAACUAUCAACACUUUUGCAGGUGUCACAAUCUCAUGAUGGCCUCAAACAUGGCGUCCACACAACCUACCCACGCCAACGAAUUGGCCCUUGGAGACGAACUCUCUUCCCCUUCCUCCAAGUACCUGUUGAAGUCUUUUUUGGGGCAGGGCUCCUUUGGGAAAGUUGCGAGAUGCGUGAGGUUGAAAGACAUGACAACUGUGGCAGUCAAAAUGAUGAAGAAUAUUAGCAAAAGUCUGAAAGGAGCAAAUCACGAGGUGUCUAUCAUGGUUAACCUGAAAUCGCUGGACCCGGACAGAUGCAACAUAGUUCGAUGGCACGAAAUUUUCAUUGACAGGGGGCAUAUUUGCCUUGAAUUUGAGCAUCUCGACAAAAGUCUUUAUGACUUUAUGAGGGAUAGACAUUUUCGACCUCUCCUUCUGAUGGAGAUUAGACCAGUUGUCCAACAGCUUGCCAACGCACUCAAUCACUUGAAGACGAUUGGGAUUAUACAUGCUGACAUCAAAUGGGAGAACGUGAUGUUAGUGGACCAGGAGCGGAAGCCUUACACGGUCAAACUGAUUGACUUCGGUUUGGCCUGUAAAGUGUCAGAUGCCAAGCUGUGCGCGCACGUCCAGACCCGUCCAUACAGGUCUCCAGAGGUCAUCCUGGGACUGCCAUUUACAGAAGCCAUUGAUAUGUGGUCACUUGGCUGCCUGGCUGCUUCGUUGUACCUUGGCGCUCUCCUGUACCAGGGCAUAAAUGAACAUGAUAUGAUAAGGCGUAUAAUGGCAACUCAGGGUCCGCUCCCUAAUAACAUGCUCAGUCAUGGACGCAAGACUGCAUGUUUUUUCCAGAGAGAACACAAGUCCGGCACCACUUCCUGGAAACUGAAGGAACUUCAACACAAAGACGGACAGAGGGAAAGAAGAACGCCAAACCUCAGCUCUCUGGAUGAACUUGUGACGAUCCGGGGCAUCAAGUAUGACAAUUAUGCAGAUUAUUCUGCACAUAGUCAUGAUGUGGCGAUGUUUGCGGACAUGAUUAAGGGAAUGCUUCAGCUCGACCCUGCAAAACGUAUUACACCAAGUCAGGUGCUGGAGCAUAGGUUCAUCAGCCUGUCCCACAUUGCCCACUUGGAAAGCAUGAGUUCCUAUGUUAGGUCCUGCUUUAAGAUUAUGGCCCCCCACCGCAUCCAGCAGAACCGUCCUCCUCCUCCUGCUGAGAGCAGUGAUCUAAGGCAGCCUAAAUGCAACAUCUCACAUCUCGGUGCCAGUUCACAGACCACAAAUUCAGGCAAGUCAGGGAUCAAAAGAUCUUUAGAAGAUGAAGAUGGGAAAGCGUGUGGAACCUCUCAACCAUCCAAGAGAGUCAAGUCCACACACGAUGACAGAACUCUGCCGAAAAGCUGUGCACUUCAGUCCGCUUCGAGCAGCAACAGCCAAGCUCAGAGCUGCAUUUCACCAAGUGUGAAGAGGAAGCGGACAAGUGAAGAAGAACCUGGUCACAAGGAGAAGCGAUCCAGGAACACCAGCUCUGAACAACGCGGCAGGGUGAAACCCAUGAAGAAGAUCCAGAUCGAAGAUCCCUGUACUCAGCCUAGAGUGAAAAGGAAGGCACCGGAUGAUGAUGAUGACAAAGAUGUCCGGCCUGCAAAGAUGCCCAGCCCCUGCGGCUGAUGACGAUGAGGACGACGAAGAUGUGCGGUGUGGAAAGGAGCCCACCUCCCCCACCCCCGGCCCGGAUGACGAUGAGGACGACGAAGAUGUGCGGCGUGGAAAGGAGCCCACCUCCCCACCCCCGGCCCGGAUGACGAUGAGGACGACGAAGAUGUGCGGCGUGGAAAGGAGCCCCCCACACCCAAACCUCCAAGAGGCCGUCGCCUACAGCCAUUUAAGCACUGUAGUAGUUGUCUGUGGCUUUGCUCUACCCCCCCCCGGGUCGCGGCAGAUGACCAUCCACCAGUGGGCCAGGUUCUGCUCGAGGUUUCUGCCUGUUAAAGGGAAGUUUUUCCUCGCCACUGUCGCCAAGUGCUUGCCCCUGGUGAAAUUGGAGUUCGCAAAUAAUUCUAAUUUGUAGAUAAUAGUGUUUCCCCUAGAAUUUAGAAUAUUAGCUAACGCGAUUUAGCAGCUAAAAACUUACUCUCACUGCUCCUUUCCUCACACAGAUAGAGUUUGUGUUUGUGAUAGUGAUUGUGAAAUUUCAGCAGCGGCACUCAUAAUCUAGCAGCAGUGCUGCACCGCUACUGAAUGUAUCUAGGGGAAACACUGUAUAUAA